UAUCGCUAGCGUUAGCCGCCCCCCGCAUCCUCCACAGCCGUCUGAUUUAACCUUGUCCUGCGAGAGAUCCCGAUUCCUUUAACGCUGGCGCACGUACUUGCAUCGGUCGCAAGUCUAGGGUACUCCUGGGCUGAAGUCGGCGGAGUCUUCCUGUGAGUCACCGCGACGCAUUGCCCUUUGACUUUGGAGCAAAUUGCAUAUUGUCACGGGCUGAGCGCCCUAUUUCAGCAAUCGUAUAUAGCUUUGCAUCUGCCACCCCACUUUGAAUUUUCGAUAUACCGAUAAAUAUGGUGGAUGCACCAGAAUCAGCGACCAAUACGGUCAGCGAGGGCGAAAAGGCGCCACCUCACACCCUUGUUGUAAAUGACAAAGUUCCAGACGACAAGGUGAACCUGCGCUUCCUGAUGAUAUCGGGGCAGAGGACGGACGUUUUUUUGGAGCCAAAUGACACGGUUCAAGUCGUCAAGAGAAAAAUAUAUGCCGUGUGGCCUAGAGAGUGGGCUAGCGAGACACCUGAGGCACCUGAAAACUUGCGGAUUUUGCAUCAUGGGCGAUUUUUGGAAGAGCCCAAGACGCUAGCUGAAUAUAAAAUUCAGCCAGGCCAAACGACUACUGUCCACCUUCUGGUCAAGCCAACUCCUCAAACGGAAGAUAAUUCGGGCGAAAAACCAAGGCAGGCAGCUGAAGAAGGCGGCGUUUGCCGCUGCUGUACGCUGCUUUAGCAGGAAAGACUCUGCGCGCACGUGUGUCGUAGUCGAGCUACGAGAUGGUGGGCCUGGAUAUGGCGUUUGAUGAUCCUGUGGAUAUAUCGUUGCUGUUACUGGGUUAGCUGGGAACCUAGAGAGGGCGAAAAUCUAGGAGGAUUUCUUUGUGCAAGUUAUUUUAGCGAAUUUUUAUCUUAAUUGUCGUCCAUUCGAUCAGUAUCAGGAAAUCGCAGCACAGACAUAUACACGAAGCGAUAUAGAUUACAGAUUUUGAUCAACCCCAGCCAGUACUCC
This is a messenger RNA of Spizellomyces punctatus DAOM BR117, 998 nucleotides long. RefSeq lists its product as uncharacterized. The record is from RefSeq and is a predicted model, not a curated record. The coding region runs from base 288 to 722 and encodes 144 amino acids. Gene Ontology annotation, molecular function: protein binding. Lineage: Eukaryota; Fungi; Chytridiomycota; Chytridiomycetes; Spizellomycetales; Spizellomycetaceae. The transcript is spliced from 5 exons.